Molecule: messenger RNA, 9179 nt
Organism: Porites lobata
Lineage: Eukaryota; Metazoa; Cnidaria; Anthozoa; Scleractinia; Poritidae
Source: the annotation of a GenBank genome assembly
AUGUUGUCCCCAAGGAUCGCUUUUCGCAGGAAUAUCCUCGAUUUUACAAAAACUUAUCGUAAACCUUUAACGCUGUUCUGGAGAUCACAGAGAUCAGAGCCGAAACAGGUAGGAACCCCAGAAACUUUCGAUGGAGUACGACCUUACCGAGUAAUUCCAGAACCCAAUGGCUUGAAGUUCAUGUACGAUCUUUGUACAAAGACCGAGGGCUUUACCAAAGCUUACAAAAUAACUGAACGCUUGUUUCACGAGCUUGGUCCUAUUUACAAAGAAAAUUUGAUGCUUUGGCCGAUCGCGACUGUGCACGUUCAAGAGCCAGACGAUUUUGAGAAGGUUUUUAGGGCAGAAGGAAAAUAUCCGCGUAGGCUGAUGUUUGAUUUUAUGGUCGAGCACCGCAAACGAGGGAAUCAUUUCCCAGGCAUAAUUCCAGUGUAAGUAAACCGAUAACUAAUGAUUGCUUGUAAAAAAAAAUAUGUAUAUAAUUUGAAGUUAUAAUGUUACAUGUGGCUAAAUGCCCGGCAGUCAGAAAAAUUUCUACAAUUUCUGCAAAAUCCCUAUUUCUAAUCGUUUGAAAGUAUUCUAUCUUCUUAUAGAAUUACCAAGCGAUCAGGAAAACAAGAAUGGCUUCGCAGCUGAGCGGUUGUGGUUGGGCAUAGAGUAGAGUCGACGCUGAAAAGCUUCGUGAAGCAGUGCGUGACUCACUGUCACGUUUUCAUCCAAGCUAAAUACCCGCCAGUGUGCUUCAUUACACCGUAUGUUUAGCCGUUUAUUUAACCCUUCGUACCCGCUUGGCUUCUCUGAAGGUCGAUGAAAUACUUUCAAAGGGGGCUAAAGAGACACUUAAUGUUUAAAAUCCCUAGACAAAUCGGAUUGCCGGGCAUUUAAACUGAGGAGGAACCGUGCCUUUGAGUCAACCACCAUACUUAACCUCUGGUUAAAAACUCUGUUUUUUCUCGUUACUCGCCAAUUCUAAACCAUGACAGAAUAGUUUGAGGAGAAUGAGAGGAACGCUUUCCCAAGAUUCAGCAGCACCACCACUAUAUCAAGCUGUUCAAGUAAGGCGGCUCGAGGUUGCGAAGUAGAGUUUCAAAAUCAAGGCACUCUCACUCCGAUUGUUUUGGGAAACUAAUCGAGGCUAGUGUACAUGUAUUCUGGAGCUUAAGAGAAGGCUUUUUAAUUUUCCAGCUCCGCUUUGAGGUUGGCGGGUAUUUUAUAGCCUGUAUGAAAUCGUGCGUGUGAGUCACGCACUGCUACUCACGAAAUUUUCCUAGUCUUUGACUCUACUCUUCGCCCAAGAAACCACAACCGCUCAGCUGCGAAGCGAGUUUUGGUGGUUAUUCUAAAUAAAGAUGGUCAGGAAUACUUUCAAACGAUUAGGAAAAGGCAUUUGGCAGAAAUUCUAGAAAAUGUUUUGAGUGCCGGGCAUUUAGCCUCAUGUAAUAUUAUAACUUUGAAUUAUAUGACUUAAUAAGUUUUUGUAAGAUCCUUCCCGGCUGCCAAGUAAUAAUAGCCACAGCGAUAAUAUUAACUAGGUAUAGAGUACCGAAGUGAUGACGUCAUAAAAAUGAAAUUUGUGAAAUUAUGGGAUUUGUUAAGAUAUUCUGAAAGAACAACGUCCAAGACGCCUACUCGCCAAAAAUUAGCAAUUCGGGGCAAAUUGUCUCUGAGAUAUUAGCCCAGUUAUGCUGUGACGAUUCCAUACAAAUCCUUCUAAAUUUGGCUUGGUUCAUAAGAUUAGGAACCAGGUAAGAUUUAGAAGGAUUUGUAUGGAGUCAUCGGAGCAUAACUGGGCUAAUAUCUCAGAGACAAUCUGCCCCAAAUUGCUAAUUUUUGGCCAGUAGGCGUCUUGGACGUUGUUCUUUCAGAAUAUCUUAACAAAUCCCAUAAUUUGACAAAUUUCAUUUUCUCUGACGUCACACUUCGGUACUCUAUAGUAGCAUGCUCAACUGACUCCACAAGAAAAAUGAGCUCAAAGAAAUACUUCUGAUCCCUUCUUGAGUUUAGCACCCUUUUCCUGCUACAGCCAGUUCUGGCCGGAAUCAUCAUCUUUGAUGUGUAGUCAGUCAAACAUUUAAAUAAACGGGACCAUCCAGGAAGAACCGACUCUUUGUUCUUUACUUUUCGUUUUUUUUUUUUCAUUAUAAUUGUGGAAGUGAAUUUUUAAGUCGAUCUCAUUUAAGCCCCCUCCGUUUAGUUCUUGAAGAUCUCUCGACGAAGUCAAUUGCAAACACACAUCAAUUACAUGUAUAAAUACUGUUUUCCGGUCCUUGCUUUGGCUCGUCACGCUAUCCUUGCCGAAACAAAAGCUGUGGUUUAAUUUGUAAACGCCCACGCCACAAGUGUGCAUAUUAAUGCAGAUGUUUGGAAAUUAAAAGGCAUAUGUUUUGCUUUAAAAAAAGACGAAGAAAAGAAUAAGAAAAUUUGACAUUCGGCAAUAAGCAAGUCUCACGUCGGGCAGAUCUUUGAUGAUAAAUGUCCCAACCAUGGGAACUCAAACCCUAACAAAUUCUUGACAAAUGCUGGUGGGGCUAUUAACGAUUUUAACUAGUGCAGAAGACAUAAAUGGGCAAUAUAGCGACUAUAGCUAAUUGGAAUAGUCCCUUCGCCAACCUCAGGUGAAGUGUAGAAAACUGUAUGCCCCUAUACAUUGCUUCCUUUGAUCUGAUGAAUGCGUUCAACCUGGCUGUAGAGGCGUCAGAGAGACAUGGAGAUUGAAAGCGAGAGCGAUCGUUAAAGCAGCUACAACACUCGCUGGCCUCACGAGUUGUAUUUGCACUUAUCUCGAACAGACGGUGGAAAAAAAGUUGACAGUGUAAAACACCCCGCGAAGACACAGAAAACAAAUGCCAGACAGAUGAGAUAGACUCAACUCAAAAACGCCUUUCCGGAGAGCAAAAAACGCACUUUACUAGGUGACUGACUAGCGAACUUCAAAGAGCCUAUUAAGAAAUCAGAAAUCGCAGAAGCUGUAAGGUUUUAUCUAGAAAAUACAUCUGGGAACGUUUACUUUCAUUUAUUGUUUUCCCAAGACUGAAAAACUUUAGAACAUGUGUUAACUCUUAGGAAAUUAGUUAACUCUCAAGAAAUUUUCUUAUUAAGAUUGUCACAAGGCUUCUUUUUGUAAAACUUUCCAUCUUUCGAUCUUGGGAUUUUUCUGCUUCAUUCUUUCUUUUUUCUGACAGAGAUGGAGAAGAAUGGCACAGAUUGCGGAAAACCAUCGCUCCGAAACUCAUGCGCCCAAAGAUUGUGGAAGAAAACAUUCUUAACUUUAAUGCUGUAAGUAAGGACGCUGUAGCAAGGUUUGUCGAACUAAAGGAAGCUUACGAGCAAGAUGAUCACAUUCCUGACUUGGACAAGGAACUGAAUCGAUGGUCUUUAGAAGGUAAGCUUCGAGAAGUCGAUGACAACUGUAGAUGACAUUUGCAUCGUCACUACGUGGUAAAACUGUUAUGUAUAAGAACUGUCGAUAUUUAACAAUUAUUGGACGAGGUUGAGCAAAAUAUCGUGAUUUGUCUAUGGCGAGCAGACCAAAAAUCACGAUAUUUUGCGACAACCGAGUUCAAUAAUUGUUUUAUCAUUCCAUCACCGAGUUUGUUUUUUUAAUGAAUAUCCUUCGGAAGCGAAGCGAUCUGCCAUUUUCACUCAAGAGCGAUCGCAAGAAGGAGAAAAGCACGGUUUCCUUUACGCAUGAGCAGAAUAUCAUUUGCAGCCAAACACCGUUUGACGGCAUUGCGCAUGAGCGGACCAUUAUUUGUAGGCCGUUAUUUGCAGGUCACGUGGUGGGCUCUCGGCCAAUGAAAAGAAAGAAAUAUUAGCUUCGAAUGAUAAUAUUUAUUAUUAUUGUCAUUAGCAUUAGCAUUAUCAUUCUGUUGUCGUUAUCAUUAUCAUCAUCAUAAUCCGAUUAUUAUUAUUUUGUCAGGCAAUCACAUGUUGUCUGUUAAAAUCUACUUCCCAAUAAUAAUUGUCUAACGAGGGCGCCGAAUGGGGAUGACGGACUUGGGAGGAAGAGGAGGAUUCAAUUAUAGUUACAGCUGUAAUGCUGUAAAACGAAAUCACCUAGUGACGCUGCUGACGCAUGUCAGGUCCUUUCAGGAUUCGAUACGCGUUGCGCAAAUUAACAUAGUGAAUGGCUUCUCCAUCCCUAUGAGGCUAGAGUACCACACAGAAGGGCCACAUGUCCUUCUUGAGCCAGCCUUGUAUGAACUCUAUAAACCCCUCGUGUCCUCCUCUAUACACCAGCUUUAUUAUUCUUGAAAACUGUUGCAGGUGUUGGUACACUAGCAUUUGAUACUCGUCUUGGAUUAUAUGAAGAUCCUCCGCCUCAGGUAGCACUGGAAUUCACAAAGGCCGUUAACAACGUCCUUGAACUUUCCCAACAACUUACAUUUAAUAUAUUUAGCAGAGUUGCCUACCAAUACAUAGACACACCAGUCUUUAAGAAGUUUCUUAAGAACGCUGACUUGAUACUGGAAAUCGGACAUAGUUUUGUUGAAAAGAAGAUGAGGGAGCUGAAAGAAAUGGAUGAAAAGGGACUUGAUCAGGACGACGCUCAAGGUGCGUGUACGUAUUAUAAGGCCAGAUUGAAAACAUUUCUUCUUAGCUGCUUUACCACUUGUAAAUAACACUUGUUUUUUGCUGCUUUUUGUCUUUUUUGUUUUGCUUUCUCUUUAUGCUAAUUAUUUAUUCAUUAUAUUUAGUCUUAGGCCCUGUCAACACGUAUCCGUUUUCAUUUGAAAACGCAACUUUUUCUUUACGGAUACGGCUUCCGUCCACACGUAUCUAAUGAAAACGAUCAAUGAAAAGGAAAUUUUUCGAAAACACUCUCCAGAGUGGAACUUUUUGAAAACGCUGUUUUCCCGUGUACGUGUGGACAGACGAAAACGGAACUUUUCGAAAACGCUGAAGACACACUAUCACUUCCAAUCUACUCCGCGCAAUAUUAAAAACUUACUCAAGAUGGCGGACGGACGCUUCCCUUUCUUGUCUUUUAUGCUUUGGCUUCAGUUUCUAACAUAAUUGCUUGUUUUCAAGCAAAUUUAGCUUUGUUAAUUCCUCAAGCUGAUUAUUCCAGGAGGCGGCAGAACCGAUUAUCAGGUUACUUUCGCUACCGGUGUCAAGAGGCGGAAGGCUGGAUCUCCCUUUAGUUUGACUUUGUUGAAUGUAUUAUUUCGCGGGCUCAUAAUAGCGAACACGUAUGCAUUAAGCAUGCGCAGUCGGGUAAGUUAUCGUUUUCAAAACGAUUCAUCGUGUACGUGUGGGCGGGCGAAAACGAUGCGAAAACGGUACGAGUGGACGCGACUUUUUCUGAAAAAGGAGAAAAAAAGUUGCGUUUUCAAACGAAUACGGAUACGUGUGGACAAGGCCUUAGGCUAAAGGGAUAGGUUGACGGUUAAGCGCAUGCAAUCAAAUUACUUCUUUCCAAUUUAUUAUUAAUUCUAUCGGUUGGACACAGCAUUAAGUAUUAAGAGAGACGUUGUUUUUUUCUGUUGAGUUAUCGUGAGAAAUUUUUAUCGUCAAGGAGAGUGGCGUGGGAUAAAUUAGCUAUGCAAAAUUUCUUCCUGGUAUUCAACAACUGUCAGCAAUGUUGGUUAAAUUUGCUUCUUUGAUGUAGUUGUUCCACUGUUGACAUAUUUACUCAUGAAGGAAGAUCUUACGUUAGAGGAGGUCAGUGGACACGCAAUUGAUGUCGUCGGUGCUGGCGUUGAUACGGUAAGAUUAAUAAUUGUAAUAAUAAUGAUGAUAAUGGUAAUGAUAAUGAUAAUAACAUUUCACCGAAGGAAAUCGAAAAGAAAAGCAAGUACAAAGACCUAGGACUGGAAACUUAGAUAUUGUGGCAGAUGGUUAAAAACAUCAAGCAAGAAUCAGGGAGAGCUACUGUGAAAGAGACCCAUAAGAUCUACAUACUGGGAUCUGUACGAAUCCUCAGGAAGGUGCUUAGUGUGAACAGACUGAUUGACUUGAGUGACUGAUGCUUCAGGUGCAUGGUUUGCGCCCCGCUGACGUACAAAAAGAACAAUAGUAAAGACUGUGACAAAAGAGAUAAUAUUAAUAAUAAUAGUAAUAAUAAUAAUAAUUAAGGUAAUAAUAACAUUAUUAUUAAUAAUAAACAUUUUGGGAGAUAUUACUAGUUUUUCGCACACUUUAAAACGUAAAUUUGGUCCAAAGAAGAUACAAAAAAUCAAAAAAAAAAAACUUUCGUUUUGCAAAUCAAAGACAACAAGCACGAACCUUUUCAGUUUCUGAUCUGUUUCAAGAAACGCCAGUGACGCAUAUCACAUUAUUUUUAGACAUACUAUUUCUGGGUAGACUUUUAGACAGUUACAAAAAGCUUUUCAUUUUUUAUUUUCAUUUAUUGCGGGCGACAAGAGGAGCCUGCAAUCCUAAUCUCAGGUUGUUAUUACCCAUGCGUCGCAUGUAUGUAGCCAGCAUUCGUUUGGACUUCCACUAAGAAUGUAUAAAAUGCACAGAACGCACUUUGAUCACACGCGUUUGGACUUUCUAUCUCUCGUUAUCUGAUCACGCUUGUUUUGACCAUCUGUCACGUGAAACUUACGCAAAGCAAGCAGCUGGAGCAAAAGCGUUUUGACCUUCGACCGUUGUCACCCGCAUUCCGUAACCUUUGGUUACUUCUAGUUUAUUUAUUUAUGCAUUUAUUUUUUACAUUUACAUAAUGAGCAGUUAAAUUCGAACUCAAGUAGACUGCUAUUUAGUGCGGUUAAUGAAAAAGAAAAAAACCAAAAUAAUAAAUAAUUUUUCGUCUUCUUUCUAUGCAGACGUCAUCUUCUACCCUUUGGUGGCUGUAUAACUUAGCACGAUUUCCUGAGGUCCAAGAAAAGCUCUAUCAAGAGAUAGAAAGUGUUUUGGGGAAAGAUGAUGACGUCACACCUCAGCAUAUCGCCAAACUACGCUAUCUCAAGGCGUGCCUUAAGGAGUCCAUGAGGUUAACUUAGAGAAGAUUAAUUUUGCAAUUGCAUAUUCCUCACUAAGUAUAAUAGACAGGUUUAAGUAAAGUUUUACUUACGAGUUGAUCGUACGCGUCUACGGAAAAGUUGAACAGGCUUUAUUUUUUUUUUUGACGACUACCUUGCUCGCUUGCAAUAUUCAGCCAAAUAUAUAACCAUACUAUGUACAUUUUUUGAAUGUUCAGUAGUUUAAUUAACAAUUAUUCGCCGAAGGCGAAUUAAAUAUUGUAGAAAUUUAGCAAUUAUUGAAUGAGGCUGAGUAGGAUAUGAAGAAUUCUGCAGAUCGAGGAGGGUGUUAUCCACAGAGGCCGAAGGCGGAGGUGGAUAACACCCUCCGAGAUCUGCAGUAUUUUCAAACAUAGCUUAUCAUAGUUUUAAUUUUUUUGUCAGCUUUAGCAUCAAUAAUUGAAAAAAAACGUUUAAAGUUGAAAUAACUCCCGUUUCUGAGAAGAAACACAGAGCUGUAUUUGCCUCUGUCAGCUCACCGUGAAUCAGAAAGUUUCUUUUGUCGCUUCUUGCAAAUGCUGUCAACAGCGGCUACGAUUGAUUAACUUCUAUUUUAAGACAAAAUUGGUCUUGCGAGGAAAUCCCAAGUUCACAAAACAGUGACAAAGCGGCCUCGUUUUCCUCUGUAGUGGUAAUAACAUUGCUUCGAGCGUAUGAAAGUAAAUCACUUCACAAUAAAUCACGCUGUUUAAACACCAUGAAGUCUUUUCUUACCUUCAAAAUCAUCAACACUAGGGUAUUCUUGUAUUUUCAAAAAGUUCUUAGUCUGAAACUUGGCAGAACACCCAGUUCAAUCAGGACAGCGAUUUUGUUUUGCUUCAUAUGCAUCGCCUAGCGCGGUGAAUAUUUAACAAUUAUUCCUCGAGCCCGAAUGGACUAUUGAUGUGUUUCCUUACUUUUAAAUGUUUUUUAUCGAUCUCUUAAUGUUAAGUUACGUCUUCUUAUCGGGAAAUUGGUUCGGAAAAUGAACAGCAAUAGAUUUAUAUCUCGCCCCAUGGAUCAGAAACUUAUCCGUAUUAUUAGAAUCAGCGCAUUGACGUUUAUGUCAUCCACUGUUUCUUUUGACUUGAUUUUUUUUAUAACUCUAUGUUAUUUCUUGAAUUGCCAGUGCCGUAGCCAGACCAAACGGCCAACCGAGGCAGGCGGGAGUUGCUAGGGGGGUUCGGGGGCAUGCCCCCCCUCCCCGAGAAAUUUUGAACUUUAGUCUCUCGGAAAUGCGAUUUGCAGCGUUUUCUGGGCCUUUCGGUAACUUUUUUUCGAGUUAAUUUAAGUGGAAUUUAAAAAGCAAUAAUCAGAAACAAGCUACAUAAUCUGGGUGACCGUUUACCUCGCCAAUGGUUUUGAUCAGUAUUUGUUCAAAAAAAAUUUGAGUUAACGUACGUAGCCCCUUGAGAUCGAUGAUAUGGUAAUUUUUUCAUAGUAUAUUGACUGAAUUGCUGAAUUCUUUGUGAUAUCAUGAUGCGUUAAAAAUAUCCGAUGAUCGCUUAUGUAAAAUAAAAAUGAUCGGCGAAAUUCGUCAAAAUUUUACCGAGGUGAGUGCCUCGGUUGGCCUCAUACUAGCUACGCGCUGAUUGCGAGGAGGUUUUGCCGGAAUUUUGUAUUGAUAUUGACGUUUUCUUUUUAUGAGUAUUUUACUGAAGUUUUGUGUGCAGCUUUUUAAAAGAUUUUAAUAAAGUAUUUUGACAUAUUAAUUAUUAUUAUUAUUAUUAUUGUUAUUAUAAUUUUUAUUAUUAUUAUUAUUAUUUUAGACUCACUCCGAGUUCUACAGCGAUUGCAAGGAUUUUGGAAGAGGAGGUUGUUUUAUCUGGAUACCUUGUUCCAGCUCAGGUGAAUCUUAGUACUUGGCCCUUACACAUUCAAAAGUGUGAUUACGCUCAUUUGUUCUUGACUAAUGCUUUUGUCUACCAUCGAAGCAGGCGUCGAAGUGUGUUUCAGGGUUGCACAUGCGUUCCUCGCACCACCAACCCACUAAUGUGCAGGAUAAGAAACACUCAUGGUAAAAAACUUUCAAUUCUUCAUUAGCAUAAAUUUUUUUUCCAGACUCUCGUAUUUAUGGAUUUAUACGCCACGACACGUUCAGACAAGUACUUUAAAGACCCUUUGGAGUUCAAACCGGAGCGCUGGCUAAGAGAAAGUAAAGAGGUUCACCCCUUUUCUCAUCUACAGUUUGGAUUUGGGCCUCGUAUGUGUGUUGGUAAGAAGAGAUACUAG